Molecule: messenger RNA, 4072 nt
Organism: Spinacia oleracea (spinach)
Lineage: Eukaryota; Viridiplantae; Streptophyta; Magnoliopsida; Caryophyllales; Amaranthaceae
Exons: 15
Coding region: 495-3764 (1089 amino acids)
Molecular function (GO): phosphatidylinositol binding
Source: RefSeq, a predicted model, not a curated record
ACAUCGGACCUCCAUAGUCCACAACUUCACAUGUAAGAAGAGAAACGUUCCAACAUGCCUGGACAAAUUUAAACAAUUUUUUUUUUUUAAAAAAAAAACAGAAAAAUCAGCUGCUCAAACACACAGACACACACUGGGUAGUUGAAAUUUCUCGCAAAAUCCCCCAUUUCGUAACUCUCACACACUCGGUUAGGAGAGAGAAACCAUCGAAACCUAACAUUCCGCGCGUUGAAUUGGAUCAUCAAACUCCCUAUUUCCCCCCAAAUUUGCUGUUCUUUCUUCGAUUUAAUCGCCUUUUUGCUCUAAUCAUCUUUUCGGCAUUGUUAGAUUGAUCUUCAUGUUUUUGCUGAUCAAUUUCUGAGGGUUUUGAUUACGAGAAAAUUGCAUGAAUUUUUCAGCAUUUUGCGAUUUUUUUUUAUUCCGUUAAGUUCAAAGAUGAUGAGUAUUGAAUUUGAAGUGAGGAAUUGAUUGGAAUGAUAAAUUAGGAGUGAGAAAUGAGUUCGCAGAGGCAGUUGGUGACUGCUCGUGACUUGGUGGAAGAAGCUAAGAAGCGAAUCGUCAUUCUUUCAAUAUGUGUUGUGGGUCUUUCCUAUCUCAUGUCCUUGACAAGCACCUCAGUUUGGUGGAAUCUGCCUGCUGCGGCCGUCCUAAUCAUAAUCUUCCGCUAUUUUUCCUUGGAUUUUGAGACGCGGAGAAAAGAGGCAGCUUAUAAUAGCAGGAACUCUGGAAAGAUUACAAUUCAGGAGAAGCCUCUUGAUGUACCUAAAACUUUGGUUAAGAAGGAUCAAUGGAGAAGCAAAGUCAAUUCCCCUCCUGUCGAGGAUGCAAUUGACCAGUUGACUAGACAUAUAGUUUCUGAAUGGGUCACAGAUCUCUGGUAUUCCAAAUUAACCCCUGAUGGGGAUGGACCAGAGGAACUUGUGCAAUUAAUGAAUGGCGUUUUGGGAGAAAUUGCGUAUCGUAUGAAACAUAUUAAUCUCAUUGAUCUGCUGAUGAGGGAUGUAAUUCAUCUGAUAUGCAAGCAUCUGGAGCUUUUUCGUAUAUGUCAAGCAAAGAUUAAGAAGAACUUGGCAUCACUUUCUUUUGAUCAGCGGGAUAUGGAGCUGAAAAUAGUCCUGGGUUCUGAGAAUAAAUUACACCCACUUCUAUUCUCUAUUGAGUCAGAACAUAAGGUUUUGCAGCACAUAAUGGAUGGUCUUUUAUCUCUUACUUUCAAACCUGAGGAUCUGCAGUGUUCUUUCUUCCGCUAUGUUUCUAGAGAGCUUCUUGCUUGUGCAGUAAUUCGACCAGUGUUGAACUUGGCCAACCCAAGGUUCAUUAAUGAAAGAAUUGAACAAGUAGUGAUAUCUGCGAGGAAGAAAAAUGGAGAAGCUGCAACAACAAAUAAUUCCUCGCUAUUAAAGCAAAAUGGAGGUAAUUCUGAUCACUUUUCUCCGUUUCCAGAUCCCUCUGUCUCGGGUGUUGAACUUGUUGAGCUUAAGAGCAUUCAGUCCAAAAGUUCUAUGGAUAAGCUCGGCAAAGAGAAGGUGGACAGCGAAGACGCGUCUAAGGAUCCUUUACUGUUAGUUGAUACUCGGUCUACUCGUUCUUGGAGUUCUCUGCCCUUUGGCUCUGCAGCUGCUGCUGGUAGUCACAUUGAUCGCUCAGCCUCUGGAGGUGAAUGGGGUGAUAUGUUGGAUUAUUUUUCUCGCAAGAAGAAACAGACUCUUGCUCCUGAAAAUUUUGAAAAUAUGUGGUCAAAAGGGAGAGAUUACAAUGGCAAAGACACUCAAAUAACGAAUCAUGUUCAUCCAGGUUCUUCAAUUAAGAGGUCUGAUGCAGUUAAUUCUUCGAAAGUCUUUGCAAAACAGAAGGAAAGACACAAUAUUGCUUCUGCAGAGAGAGGUGUUAUUCUUCCUGGUUCAAAUGUGAGGCCUCAGUCUGAAACAAUGUACAUCAGUGCUGAUAGUAACAUGUCGACUCCACCUCCACUUACAUCCGAUGAAGAUGAUGAGGAGCAAAAACUCAUGGAGACAGAAUUGUUAAGCAGUAGUCAAAGUUCCUCAGGUGAUGAAGAAGAUAGAGUUACAGGUCUAGAUUCUCCAACCACCAAAGUAUGGGAUGGUAGAACUAAUAGGAGUUCUGGUGUCUCUCAUAUCCGCCAUCCACUUGAGGGCUUAGAGGGAAAGAAGGGGAAGAAGGGUAACAGAGGGCAGUAUCAAAAAUUGCAUAGACAACAAAGUGGUCGGAAAAGGUCUAGAUUAGGCAGUCAAAAGGUGCCAUUGUGGCAAGAGGUUGAGAGGACAAACUUCUUGCCGGGAGAUGGAAAAGAUGUACACCCUUUGAAACCAAAUGUGAAAGACGAUGACUCUAGUGAUGAUUAUGACAUGGAGAUUGUGGGUAGACUUCAGAGUGGAACUACUGCUUCUUCAUCUGCUUCAUCGUUGCCCGGAAGCUUUACGUCAACCGUUAACUCCCCUCAAACUGCGUUCUUAGACGACACAUUUUUCAAGCUGAGAUGUGAGGUCUUGGGUGCAAAUAUUGUCACAAGUAGCUCAAAAACCUUUGCUGUAUAUUCCAUAUCGGUCAUAGAUGUUGAAAGAAACAGUUGGUCGAUUAAAAGAAGAUAUCGACAUUUUGAGGAGCUACAUCGACGUUUGAAGGAAUAUCCAGAGUAUAAUCUUCAUUUGCCGCCGAAACAUUUUCUGUCAACUGGCCUUGAUGUGCUCGUGAUUCAAGAACGCUGUCAAUUGCUUGGUCAAUAUCUGAAGAAGCUCAUGCAACUUCCAACUGUUUCAGGAUCGAUUGAUGUGUGGGACUUCCUAAGUAUUGACUCUCAGACGUACACAUUUUCCAGUGCCUUUUCCAUCAUUGAGACGUUUUCAGUUAAGCCACAUGACAGUAGUGCAAAUAUGUCCUCUCUUGGUGGCCCAAAGGUGAAUCACUUACAACCUAGGAGGGAUCAUGCAGAGUCUGAAAACAAAGAUCAAUCACCUCCAAAAAACCCUGUAAAAGAGGUUGGAAAACUUGCGGGAGAUUCCGAUAGCAGGAUACAAAGUAAUGGAAGAAAGGGGAAUGAAGGUGCCGUGCAGCAAAAUGUUGGAAAAGAAGGGGAUAUUGCUGAUGAUCCAACCUUUCCUAUGGAGUGGGUGCCACCAAACCUGAGUGGCCCCAUCUUAGAUUUGGUAGAUGUUGUGUUUCAGCUUCAGGAAGGAGCAUGGAUCAGGCGGAAGGCUUUUUGGGUUGCCAAACAAGUGUUGCAGUUAGGAAUGGGUGAUGCACUUGAUGAUUGGUUGGUUGAGAAGAUCCAGCGCCUACGCAAGGGAUCAGUAGUUGCUUCAGGGAUCAAGCGGGUUGAGCAGAUACUUUGGCCAGAUGGAAUAUUCAUCACAAAGCAUCCCAGUAGACAGAGACCACCUGCCUCUGGUAGCCCGUCUCAGAAGUCUUCUGAUGGCAAGAUUCCUGAUCAGUUAUCAUCACCAAAGGCAGAGAAUUUCGAGGAUAUUGCUGAGCUUCAAGAGGAGGAGGCUGAUAGACGUGCCAAAUUUGUCUAUGAGCUAAUGAUUGAUAACGCUCCUGCGGCUGUUGUAAGCAUUGUUGGUCAUAAGGAGUAUGAACAGUGUGCCAAGGAUCUGUACUACUUCCUUCAGUCAUCUGUGUGUCUGAAACAGCUUGUCAUGGAUCUCCUUCAACUUGUGCUUUUGCAUGCAUUCCCGGAGCUAGAUCAUGUUUUUAAGCAGCUAGAUGAAGAAAAACACAAGUUUGGAGAAUUCAAGGCCACUUGAUGUUUUUGCAAAACACGUUUAUGUAAAUUUGCUACCAAGAUGCCACACAAGAACAUAUUUAGCACGUUUCGAAAAUAUUUAGCAUAUCUACAAUUUGUGUAAUUCUUGACAGCAAAAAGUGAGUCCCAGUUCUUUCAUUCGUUGGACUGUUGAGUUCUGUAAAUUUUGAGGAUGUUUGAGACGAACCACAGAAUUUUCCAUUUGCAAUUUGCAAUUUGACCUUUACAAUGUAAGUGAAAGCCACUGAUUACAGCACUGAAUUGUGCUUGGUGAGUGUUAUGUAAAUUUUGAGAAAUGUUUCAGGCACA